Molecule: messenger RNA, 5180 nt
Organism: Mauremys mutica (yellowpond turtle)
Lineage: Eukaryota; Metazoa; Chordata; Testudines; Geoemydidae
Gene: EPHA7
Product: EPH receptor A7
Exons: 18
Coding region: 78-3101 (1007 amino acids)
Biological process (GO): axon guidance; protein phosphorylation; cell surface receptor protein tyrosine kinase signaling pathway
Cellular component (GO): neuron projection; plasma membrane
Molecular function (GO): transmembrane-ephrin receptor activity; protein binding; ATP binding
Source: RefSeq, a predicted model, not a curated record
CCCUUUAAUCCCCAACAAGCGGCGGCAGUAGCAGCAGCGAUCGUACAGUACAUAUAAAAAUAUCCUGCUCCUGCAUCAUGGUUUUUCAAACUAGGCUCCCUUCUUGGAUUAUUGUAUGCUCCAUCUGGCUGUUUCGCUUUGCACACACGGGGGAGGCACAGGCUGCAAAAGAAGUAAUAUUGCUGGACUCUAAAGCACAACAGACAGAGUUGGAGUGGAUUUCCUUUCCUCCCAAUGGGUGGGAAGAAAUUAGUGGACUGGAUGAAAAUUACACUCCUAUACGAACAUACCAGGUAUGCCAGGUCAUGGAACCUAACCAAAAUAACUGGCUUCGGACUAAUUGGAUUGCAAAAGGCAAUGCACAAAGGAUUUUUGUAGAACUGAAAUUCACUCUGAGGGAUUGUAACAGUCUUCCUGGAGUACUGGGGACAUGUAAAGAAACUUUUAACUUAUAUUAUUAUGAAACAGACUACGACACUGGCCGGAAUAUCCGAGAAAAUCAGUAUGUAAAAAUAGACACCAUUGCAGCAGAUGAAAGUUUUACCCAAGGUGACCUUGGGGAGAGAAAAAUGAAACUUAACACAGAGGUGAGAGAGAUUGGACCUUUGUCCAAGAAAGGAUUUUAUCUUGCAUUUCAAGAUGUAGGUGCCUGCAUUGCUUUGGUUUCUGUCAAAGUCUACUACAAGAAAUGCUGGUCUAUUAUUGAGAACUUAGCUGUUUUUCCAGAUACAGUGACUGGCUCAGAGUUUUCCUCUCUAGUUGAGGUACGAGGAACUUGUGUCAGCAGCGCAGAAGAGGAGGCUGAUAACUCUCCUAGGAUGCAUUGUAGUGCAGAAGGAGAAUGGUUAGUGCCUAUUGGAAAGUGUAUCUGCAAAGCUGGGUACCAGCAAAAAGGAGACACUUGUGAACCAUGUGGCCGAGGAUUCUACAAAUCAUCUUCUCAAGAUCUACAGUGCUCUCGUUGUCCUACUCACAGUUUCUCUGACAAGGAAGGAUCUUCCCGAUGUGAUUGUGAUGAUAGCUAUUAUAGAGCGCCUUCUGAUCCACCAUAUGUUGCAUGCACAAGACCUCCAUCUGCACCACAGAAUCUCAUCUUCAAUAUCAACCAGACUACCGUGAGUUUGGAAUGGAGUCCUCCUGCCGACAAUGGGGGAAGAAAUGAUGUGACCUAUCGAAUUUUGUGCAAAAGGUGCAGCUGGGAGCAGGGUGAAUGUGUUCCCUGUGGGAGUAACAUUGGAUAUAUGCCCCAGCAAACUGGAUUAGUAGAUAACUACGUCACUGUCCUGGACCUGCUGGCUCAUGCUAAUUACACUUUUGAAGUGGAAGCUGUAAAUGGAGUAUCUGACUUGAGCCGUUCCCAGAGGCUCUUUGCAGCUGUCAGUAUUACCACUGGUCAAGCAGGAUGUAAUGAGCCACUGGGGAUGCAGGGAUGGAGCAGUCCAGCUCCCUCGCAAGUUAGCGAAGUAAUGAAAGAGAGAGUGCUGCAGAGGAGCGUGGAGCUUUCCUGGCAGGAACCAGAACAUCCUAAUGGAGUCAUCACUGAAUAUGAAAUCAAGUAUUACGAGAAAGAUCAAAGGGAGAGGACUUAUUCAACAGUAAAAACCAAGUCCACUUCAGCUUCCAUUAAUAAUUUGAAACCAGGAACAGUGUAUGUUUUCCAGAUUCGUGCUUUUACUGCUGCUGGUUAUGGAAAUUAUAGUCCCAGACUAGAUGUUGCCACACUAGAGGAAGCCACAGCCACAGCCGUUUCCAGUGAGCAGAAUCCUGUCAUUAUCAUAGCUGUGGUUGCUGUGGCAGGCACCAUCAUUCUGGUCUUCAUGGUGUUCGGAUUCAUCAUUGGACGAAGGCACUGUGGCUAUAGCAAAGCUGAUCAAGAAGGGGAUGAAGAACUUUACUUUCAUUUUAAAUUUCCAGGCACCAAAACCUACAUUGACCCUGAAACCUACGAGGACCCAAAUAGAGCUGUCCAUCAAUUCGCCAAGGAGCUAGAUGCCUCUUGUAUUAAAAUUGAGCGUGUGAUUGGUGCAGGAGAGUUUGGUGAAGUGUGCAGUGGGCGUCUGAAACUUCCAGGCAAGCGAGAUGUUUCAGUAGCCAUCAAAACCCUGAAAGUUGGCUAUACAGAAAAACAAAGGAGAGAUUUCCUGUGUGAAGCAAGCAUCAUGGGACAAUUUGACCAUCCCAAUGUUGUUCAUUUAGAAGGGGUAGUUACCAGAGGGAAACCAGUCAUGAUUGUAAUAGAAUACAUGGAGAAUGGGGCCCUAGAUGCAUUUCUUAGGAAACAUGAUGGGCAAUUUACAGUCAUUCAGCUAGUGGGAAUGUUGAGAGGAAUUGCUGCCGGAAUGAGAUAUUUGGCUGAUAUGGGAUAUGUACACAGGGACCUAGCAGCACGCAAUAUUCUUGUCAACAGCAACCUUGUUUGUAAAGUGUCAGACUUUGGCCUGUCCAGAGUUAUAGAAGAUGAUCCAGAAGCUGUCUACACCACUACAGGUGGGAAAAUUCCAGUACGAUGGACAGCUCCAGAAGCCAUCCAGUAUCGUAAAUUUACAUCAGCAAGUGACGUAUGGAGCUAUGGAAUAGUUAUGUGGGAAGUAAUGUCUUACGGAGAGCGGCCUUACUGGGACAUGUCAAAUCAAGAUGUUAUAAAAGCAAUUGAAGAAGGCUAUCGUUUGCCAGCACCCAUGGAUUGCCCAGCAGGCCUUCAUCAGCUCAUGCUGGACUGUUGGCAAAAGGAACGUGGUGAAAGGCCAAAGUUUGAGCAGAUAGUUGGUAUUUUGGACAAAAUGAUUCGGAACCCAAACAGUUUGAAAACCCCUCUUGGAACCUGCAGCAGACCAAUCAGCCCACUUCUGGACCAGAACACUCCUGAUUUCACCACGUUCUGCUCUGUAGGAGAAUGGUUACAAGCUAUUAAGAUGGAAAGAUAUAAGGAUAACUUCACAGCAGCAGGCUACAACUCUCUUGAAUCAGUAGCCAGGAUGACUAUUGAUGAUGUGAUGAGUUUAGGAAUCACGUUGGUUGGUCAUCAAAAGAAAAUUAUGAGCAGCAUUCAGACUAUGAGAGCACAAAUGCUACAUUUACAUGGCACUGGCAUCCAAGUGUGAUAGACAUUUCUCCCUUAUGAGGGAGGUGACAGACUGAGAGAACAACACUGGCCUUCACUAUAUAUGAAGUGCUGCUAGAAGACACUUGAUCUCCUGGGUCCUUCCUGCAGUGAAGAGAAGAUCUACAAGAAGCACCUACAGACUUGAACUCCUAAGUGCCACCAGAGGUUACUAAAAGGGAAUUGGGAUCCACCACUGAUGGCAAGGAAAACAGCAGUGACAAUAAACAAAGUACUACCUGAAACACAUACAAACACCUUGAGCUCUCUAACCUCCUUUUUAUCUAAUAGACUUUUUAAAAUGUACAUAAAGAAUUUAAAAAAGAAUAUAUUUGUCAGAUAAAAUCAUGAUAUUAUUGUUAAAUUCAGCAAAAUAUUUUCCUUAAAUCUUGAUUUAAGAAUCUUUUUUUAAUCAUUUGUGUUUAUUCUUCAUAAAGACCUUCUUUUAGUAUGAUGUUUAUAUCUCUGGACCUUUCUAGGGCUAAUUCUAUGACACAUUACUACACUGGGUACCUCUGAAAGGUUACUAGAAGUUUUAGAAAUGUAAGAAGCAUGACUGAGCAACAUAUAUCCGUCCAAACAUUGGUAUCCUUUUUUGUGCCAUUUUAUUCUGUUAAAUCAACAGUGUAUUGACAUGGUUUGCUAACUGGCAGGGAGUCAAGAAAAUGCAAGUUGCUAAGAGCUCUGAUAUUUUUUAAAGAAUUUUUUAAAGUUAAACAUAUAUUAUCUUUUAAAGGAAAAAAGGAAAAAAAAGCAAUAAUGACCCCUAAGUAGUCCUAGGCACUUUUAACAAAUUGUUUGCAAGAUGAUUUUAGUGGACUAGAUUUAAGGUGAGAUUUUCUAAGGAGUAGAUCCAUAACUGUAAACCUACUGAGGUAUUUUAUGGAGUGCCUCAGAAGUCAGGUGCAGUUCUCCAGUGUUACCUAACUAUUUUAAUCUGAGCACAUCACAUUUUUUUUCAAUGCUCUGCAUUAGCAAAUCUGAGAGAAAUGGCUGGCAUAUAUUUUAUAUGCAUUUCAGUUGAGUGCAGUCCAGCUGUGAGAAUAAGGAUUUUCCUUUUAUAUUAGAACUGUAGAGCAGGAGGCAAGGGGCAGUUCAGAAUUUUCACAUUUUUUUACUAGCUUUUAUUGCUCUCAACACAAACACUGUACACACACACAUUCAUUUGGGAACUCGAGAGCAAAAGUACUUCCUCAAUUAAAAACUUUUACGCCAUUUUUAUUUAUAUAUGUACCUUAUUUUACUAAAACAUUAAACUACCAGAAGCAAUAAGGAAGUCUGGCUACAGAUAUUGCAGGAAUGUAUACACAUCAGAGAGAGAUGCUUUCAGAAAUUAUGAAAAUCGUGAACUACCCCUUCAGUGAAAUGCUGAACUUCCAAAGAGAAUUGGGCUGCUUCUGUUGAUUUUGAUAGAGAACGAUCCCAGGGAUCAGUCAUAAUUGGUCUUGUUUGAUAACGUGGGCAUCCACAAAAAAACUGUAAAUCUUCCUUUGUAAAACUUGUAAAUUUAAUUUAUACUGUCUUGUUUUGUACACACAUUUCUGUGUAGUGAGCUCUGAAUACAUUGAAAAUGCACUAUAUUUUUCUAUUUUACUUGCAGAGCAUCACAAAAAACAUGUAUUUUCAGUGCUACAUAAUGUGUUUUCCCACAUUUAGGACCAAAGACAGCUACAGAAAACUCAAAUGGAUCAUUCCUCUCUCUCCCCACACCCUUUUUUUAUUCCUGUGCAGUGUUACAUUUUCCAUUUUAUUUAUUUGUUUGGUUAGAAAAAUCAGUUUGAUUAUACCAAUUUUUUUCUCCCUCUGCCUUUGUUGAAGAAAAUCUGUAAAAAGCUUUUAAUUAGCAUAAUCCCGUUACAUAGACACUUCCAUUUGUAAUCUUUGUAAUAGACUGUAAAUAUAUUUUUGGAACUAUAACACAACGUUCACAAGGAUUAUUUUUCAGCGUCCAUAUAUGAUCGUUUAUGCAUUUCACACCACUGUGGAGUCAUGUUCAGAAGCAUACUUUAUGGCCUCGUUUGGCCAUAAGAAAGAAUGGCGAAAAUUCUUAUUUCCUAUUAGAUUAUCAACUCAGAAGAAA